GAUGGUUGAUUGAACAAUUGUGCAAAGAUUGUGUAAUGUCUUGUUCCGCCCAGAUUUACUGGAUAUAAAAUCAAGUUCCAUUCUGAUUUCAAUCUAGUUGGAUAACCACCACAAUGAUUGCCCGGAUUCUGCCCUCGCUGUUGCUGCUUCUUAUUCCUCUUCUAGGAUUCCCUUACCGAAUUUCCGCCUCCUUUUACGGCAGCGAGGAGAUCCAGCCGCGCAUCAUUGGUGGUCAGGUGUCCAGCAUUAAGCAGGAGAAAUAUCUCGUACAGGUCACCACAUCCACGGAACUCUGCGGAGGAUCGCUGAUCAAACCGCGUUGGGUCAUCACCGCCGCUCAUUGUGUUUACAAGCAGAACAAGGAUGAGUUUAAGAUCUACGGAGGUGCCUCCGAUCAGGCGGGUCCAUAUGCCACCAUUCGCCAGGUGGAUUUCGUGGCCAUUCGUCCAGAUUUCAAUCGGAAGACCUUGAACAUGGAUGUGGCUGCCUUGCGACUGACUUCGGACAUGACGGGCGCCAAUAUAGAGACCAUUGCUUUGGCCUCCCAAUCCGUUCCAGCUCGCGUUUUGGUCAAGGUAUCCGGUUGGGGUUAUCUCCAUGCCGAUGCCACAACAACUGCCACCCGGGUGCACAGUGUCCUGGUUCCCGCGUGGUCGCGAUCUUCUUGCAUAGCUGCCUUCAAGGGUAUCCAUAGGAUUACCCGCUCCAUGAUGUGUGCCGCCAAGUUGUACAAGAAGGAUUCCUGUGAUGGCGACUCGGGAGGACCUUUGGUCUAUCGCGGUGAGCUGGCCGGGAUCGUAUCCUUUGGCUAUGGCUGCGCCUCCUCGCUGCCCGGUGUCUACACCAGUGUGCCUGUGAUCCGCGAGUGGUUUCUUCGCGUGGUUAAAGAGAAUUCCUAA
Molecule: messenger RNA, 899 nt
Organism: Drosophila takahashii
Lineage: Eukaryota; Metazoa; Arthropoda; Insecta; Diptera; Drosophilidae
Product: seminase
Biological process (GO): proteolysis
Molecular function (GO): serine-type endopeptidase activity
Source: RefSeq, a predicted model, not a curated record